Penicillium cataractarum is the source of this 1059-nucleotide messenger RNA. Its product is annotated as C2H2-type zinc finger protein. Gene Ontology annotation, molecular function: DNA-binding transcription factor activity, RNA polymerase II-specific; RNA polymerase II cis-regulatory region sequence-specific DNA binding. Gene Ontology annotation, cellular component: nucleus. Gene Ontology annotation, biological process: regulation of transcription by RNA polymerase II. The transcript has 3 exons. NCBI's taxonomy places the organism in Eukaryota, Fungi, Ascomycota, Eurotiomycetes, Eurotiales, Aspergillaceae. The record is from RefSeq and is a predicted model, not a curated record. The coding region runs from base 1 to 1059 and encodes 352 amino acids.
AUGACGAUGGUAAUGGAAAACCAGAACCGCCCAUAUGGCGGCAUGAGCUUCGACAAUGUCUACCACCACAACCCACCACAAUUCACCGAUCCCUGGGCUGCUGCUCACACUACUUCACACUCCACACCCCCAGUCUACGCGACUUCAAUGGGUAACGGCGCCAGCAUCCCCAUUAACACCGUCAAGCAAGACGAAGUCGGCCGUUCCGCCGCCAUGUCCAUGCCCUACCCCAGUAUCCCCGUCUCAGCUCCUUCACUCGUCCCUGCCAGCAACUACACCACCGCUGGUUAUGGCACAGAAGUCAUGGGUAUGCAACAUGAGGUCCCACGUACUGGUUUCGAGCAGACCCCCACAUACACUACCGCCCCUCCCAUGAACAACUUCGCCCCGGCUAGCUAUGCGCCAGGCACCUACGCCCCAAUUCACCCCUCCCAGCCUCAAGAUGUUCGUCGCAUUUCGCAUUCUGACCGUGUGGGAUCCUCUCAAGCACCCGCGCCCACUCCCACUUUUGGCGAUGCACUUGAUGCAAGCCGCGGAAUGGUGGCGCUCAGCCAGGACUUGACUCCCCGUAACGUCUACGGUCCUCGCGGGGCUCGCAACUCUGCUGAUUCCUACGGCUUCCCCUCCACUCACUCCUCCGCUUCCUCCAUCUCCUCGGGCGGCAACUACCCUUACUACAGCGCCUCUGUUGGCUCUGUGGAUUCGUCAGUGACGGACUAUAGCUCGACUACUUCCGAGUCGUAUGAGUCGCGCACGCUUCCCCGGCCUACGAGCCUUUUGGCUGGUAGUGCACCUCCUGGCCCGCAGUCCAUGAUGAGCCAGUUUAGCUCGAAGAUGCCUUCCAACACCCAGAAGAAGCACAAGUGCAAGGUCUGCGAUAAGCGCUUCACUCGUCCCUCUUCCCUUCAAACGCACAUGUACAGCCACACUGGCGAGAAGCCAUUCGCGUGCGAUGUGGAGGGCUGUGGACGACACUUCUCAGUAGUUUCCAACCUGCGCCGACACAAGAAGGUGCACAAGGGCGAGAAGGAAGGCGGCUCCCCCGACGAGGACGAGUAA